Messenger RNA from Enterobius vermicularis (human pinworm), 1038 nucleotides. NCBI's taxonomy places the organism in Eukaryota, Metazoa, Nematoda, Chromadorea, Rhabditida, Oxyuridae. The record is from the annotation of a GenBank genome assembly.
AUGAAACGUCACGGUGAAGAUUCGUAUGGAGGCGACAGGAACACGUCAAGUGGUAAGAGGCAAAGGCCCGAUAGUUAUACUGAGGCGAUAGCAGCUGGAAAAUAUGAAUUGAAAUUACUGGUGUCAAGUCGUAAUGCCGGUGGUAUUAUUGGUAAAGGUGGCUCAAAUAUUAAACGACUGAGAAGCGAAUUCGAUGCGACUCUCACUGUUCCUGAUAGCCAGACGCCCGAACGGAUAUUAACGAUUGUUGCUACGGUUGACAAUGUAAUCAAGUGUAUUAGUGAUAUCAUCCCACGAUUGGACGAGUUUCAAAAUCGCAACGACGAAAGUCGGCGGCGUGAAGGUGAUGUCCGAAUGUUAGUCCACUCAUCACACGCUGGUGCAGUUAUUGGUCGUGGUGGCUCAAAAAUCAAAGAAAUUCGUGAAGAAACUGGAACUCAACUGAAGGUUUAUGCACAAUGUUGCCCACAGUCAACUGAACGAGUUAUCCAGAUCAGUGGGAACCCAGAUCAAGUCAUUGACUGCGUUAAGCUGAUUAUAAAUAUCUUAAAAGAGAUCCCACUGAAAGGCACAAACAAACCUUAUGUAUCAAUUUAUUAUGACCCUACUCGUGUUGAAGUUUAUGGGGGAUAUCCACCAGAUAGAAAUUACCGCGACUUUUCUCGAGGUGGCUUGGGCAUGGCAGUUGAGCUACCAUCUUAUGGAAUCGGUAUGGACAUUCGAGGUUCACGUGCUUUUGGAAAUCGAGGACCAAUGGGUUCUCCCGCAAUUCCUCCAUUUUCAUUGCGACAGGAGCAAACUACGCAAGUAACCAUUCCAAAUGAAUUAGGAGGCACGAUAAUUGGUAAAGGUGGAGAACGUAUUAGUAGAAUAAGGGAGGAAUCUGGUGCAGUGAUAACUAUUGAGCCUCCACAGGAAGACAAGGAACGUAUAAUAACGAUUUCAGGGACACAAGCCCAAAUACAUGCUGCGCAGUAUCUUCUCCAACAGUGCGUUCGUUCAUCUCUUGCUGGAAGACGGUAUCUUAGUCAGCACUGA